AUGGAACCUUUCUCUUUUGCAAGCUCCGAGGCUGUCGAUAUUCCCGUCAAUAUUAGGAUUAUCAGCCUUGAAGGAGAGCAGACCGAGAUUCCCUUUUCAACGCUUAUUCAAAGGCCGGACUUGAGACAUGUUGGGUCGAACCUGAGCCCGCAUUCCGACCUAUAUGUUACUGUUCAACUAUGGGCGGACUCCAAGCCCCUCACGGUACCGGUCCAGACAGCCUACAAACCUUUUAAGAAUGAGCGGAAGUGGAACGAAUGGCUUACACUGCCUAUUCAUUACUCGAAUCUACCUCUAAGCUCACAGCUCGCAAUAACAAUAUGGGAUCUGUCACCUACCGGCGGAGAAGGAGCACAAGGACACGCGAUUCCGUUUGGUGGAAGUACACUUCCCCUGUUUGACCAAGAGAACCAGCUGCAAAAGGGCCGGCAAAAAUGCUUCCUCCAUCGUCGCAAAGCAGCCGACGGUCUUGACUCGACCUCAACGCCAUCCACUCUUCCCACACACCGUAAGGGAGCUAAGGGCAAAGAUACUAGUCAUAAGGCGGACAAAGAAAGCGAAGAAUUGGACCGACUGGAGAAGCUGUUCAAAAAACAUGAAAUGGGUGAAAUUCCACGAGUAGAAUGGUUAGACCAGUUAGUGUUUCGGGGCGUCGAGAAAAGAGGUCUACAAGCUUCUAGCACAUCCUUGAAGAAUCUUCAGCGCAGACGAUCUCGACAGCGGGGUACAGUCAUGAGACUAGAUGGGACAGGGGAGAAACAGUCGAAUGGCGAAGAAAAAGAAAACGAAGGGGAGAGUGAUCUCAUUGAAGACGAACGAUUCACGCUCUUUGUGGAAUUGCCUCGAUUUGACUUUCCCGUUGUAUUUGCCGACCACGAAUAUCCUCCGCCUCCAGUCUCGUCUCUACAACAUCUGUCUUCGUCUCAGUCGAACAUCAUACUAAAACCACCCCCUGAGGUCCAAUAUGGCCCGGGAAUCAAUGGAUUGAGCGACGACGAUAACAAUGGUUUUGGGGGGCGUCUAGUCCGAGUUUAUGACCCCGAGGUUGGCGCGAGGGAUAACCCUGUGGAAAGCAAGCAUCGACGACUGGUCCGAAGUCAUCGCACAGGUGUAUUGGACAGAGAUCUGAAACCGAACGCGAAAGUCCGAGACGAGCUGAAUGGAAUCAUGGCUUACUCGCCAACACAUAUAUUAUCUCCCGAGGAAAAAGACCUCGUAUGGAAAUUCCGCCAUCACUUGACGCGAGACAAGAGAGCUCUGACCAAAUUUGUCAAAUCUGUAAAUUGGCAAGAUCAAAGCGAGUCCAAGCAGGCCGUUCAAAUCCUGGCGAAAUGGACAGAAGUCGACGUUGAUGAUGCCCUUGAACUUCUUGGUCCGAAUUUCGAUAACGCAGCAGUCCGAGCAUAUGCAGUCGACCGUCUGCGGAAAUCCGAUGAUGACGAACUUCUGCUCUACCUUCUACAACUGGUACAAGCUCUUAAGUUUGAGCAUAUUUCUCCAGAUUCCGAUGCCACGCAUGAUUCAUCUCUUGCUCGAUUCCUCAUUCAGAGAGCGACCAAUAACUUCAUGCUUGGAAACUACUUUCACUGGUACCUCAUGGUCGAAUGCGAUGACCAAAGCGAGGAUCAAGGCGCCGAGUACAGAAAACUCUUCGCCAAGGUGGAAUAUGACUUCAUGACAGAACUUGUGAAGCUCCCUGGUGGUGAGGAAACGCGAAAUACGCUGCUCCGCCAAGCCGAGCUCAUAGUUGUGCUCUCUAAAAUCUCUGGAGAUAUCAAGGUAUCUCGCGAUUCAAUAACUCGUAAAGUGGAGAAGGUGAAGCAUUUCUUGGCAGAUCCGAAGAACGAGAUUAUUGCCAUAGAUCCUCCUCUACCAUUGCCUCUCGAUCCAUCAGUCAUGGUCACAGGUGUUGAUCCAGCUGAGACUCUGGUCUUCAAAUCAUCCCUCUUCCCAAUUAUGAUGACCUUCAAAACAAUAACCAAGCAGAAGUAUCAAAUCAUGUUCAAGACAGGGGAUGAUUUACGGCAAGAUCAGCUUGUCAUACAAAUUGUUACGCUGAUGGAUCAACUACUCCAAAAGGAGAAUCUUGAUUUGAAGUUGUCACCCUACAAAAUUCUAGCAACUGGCGCCACUGCUGGAGCAUCCCAAUUUGUACCUUCGAUGAGUUUACAAAGCAUUGUCAACAAGUACAAAGGUAACACAGUUCUUGCCUACCUGAAAUACAACAAUCCAGACGACAAAGCUCCUCUAGGAGUUCGCAAAGAAGCCCUAGAUACUUUCAUCAAAUCUUGCGCUGGCUACUGCGUAAUAACCUACCUCCUCGGCGUCGGCGACCGCCAUCUAGACAACCUGCUACUCGCACCCGACGGGCACUUCUUCCAUGCGGACUUUGGCUUUAUCCUUGGCCGCGACCCGAAACCCUUCGCGCCCGCCAUGAAACUGUGCAAAGAAAUGGUCGACGGCAUGGGCGGCUCCACUUCUCCUCAAUACCGCCAAUUCAAGCAAUACUGCUUCACAACCUACACAACACUCCGCAAAUCCUCAAACCUGAUCCUCAAUUUGUUUAGUCUGAUGGUCGAUGCUAAUAUCCCUGAUAUUAAGCUCGAGCCUGAUAAAGUUGUGCUGAAGGUUAAGGAACGCUUCCAUCUCGAGCUGAGCGAAGAGGAUGCGAUUCGGCAUUUUGAUGCAUUGAUUGAGGAUAGUUCGAAUGCUAUAUUUCCGGUUGUUAUUGAUCGGCUACAUGGGUUUGUGCAGCAUUGGAGGGCUUGA
This is a messenger RNA of Lachnellula hyalina, 2769 nucleotides long. It is a transcript of the gene PI3K2, whose product is annotated as Phosphatidylinositol 3-kinase,nodule isoform. Lineage: Eukaryota; Fungi; Ascomycota; Leotiomycetes; Helotiales; Lachnaceae. Gene Ontology annotation, cellular component: phosphatidylinositol 3-kinase complex, class III, type II; peroxisome; phagophore assembly site. Gene Ontology annotation, molecular function: 1-phosphatidylinositol-3-kinase activity. Gene Ontology annotation, biological process: phosphatidylinositol-3-phosphate biosynthetic process; endocytosis; phosphatidylinositol-mediated signaling. The transcript has 4 exons. The record is from RefSeq and is a predicted model, not a curated record. Bases 1 to 2769 code for a protein of 922 amino acids.